CGUUCCUCGACCAUUCAAAAAUGUGCGCGCAUCGCGGUGUGUUCUGUUCUGUCUCUGUCGUCUGCCUCGAAUGGAAUUUCGAAAUUUGAAUUGAAAUUGAAUUAAAAAUCGAACCGCGCGCUUUUCCCCUGCCUGUCCCACCACCGUCGCCCAUUUCGAGUGUGCUCUGAAUUUUUCAUUACAUUUUUUUUUGCUGUUUUGCAACGGUUUUUGUGUGAAAAUGUUUUUGAAUCUUGUGCAGAUUCGGUUCUGCCAGGGCAGACGGUUCUUGGAUGGUAUUCUGACAUCCUAGGGAGCACCUGAAAAUCCCACAGAGAGAGAUUUAAAUACCCCAAAUACUGGUCCCGAUCAGAACUGAUCAGAAAAUAAUGAAAUUGUGGAAAUCAAAGAAGCCCAUCGGGGGCUGCGUGCCCGGCAAGUCCUCGGCCCUCAAGCAGGAGCAGGAGCUCCAUCAUCAUCAUCAUCCGCAUCCACAUCCACAUCCGCAACAACUGCAGCAGCAUCCGCAGUCCGAGAGCAACGGAAUUGCAUUGGCGCCCAUGUUAUCCGUUGAUCGCGCCAUGAGCCCCGCACAGUCUGAGGACUCGGGACUGGCACCGGAGCGUGGCACCACCUAUGCCACCAUCACGCUGCCACGCAAUGCCCUCCAUCUGGCCAUCACAUUUGCAGAACGUAGCGAUCUUUCGUAUCCGCCCGUUGUGGGUGCCCUCAAUCCGGUGGGGCAUGCGGCGGACUUUCUGGCACCCGGCGACCGCCUGCACCAGAUCGAUGGCAUCUCCACCAUUGGCCUGAGCAAUCAAAAGGUGAUGAAUAUGCUCUGUGCCGAUGCCAGCGGAGGCGGAGCUCCUGCCAUCGUUGAGAUUGAGUACUCGCUGCCCGAAUACACAGUUUCACAGAACAGUCUCUGUGUGUCCUCAAAGCUGGCGCAGAUCACCGUCGAGCGGGAGAGCGGCUGCCUGGGUCUGACGCUGCGCGGCGGUGCCGAUUAUCCGCUGAUUGUGACCCAUGUCCGUCCCCACGGUCCUGUCUACAAAACGGGACGCAUCAAGCCCGGCGAUCGCUUGCUUCGAGUGGAUAAUAUCUCGCUGAUUGGCAAGACCCUGGCGGAGGCGCAGCAGAUCAUCAAGUGCGGCGGCGUUCAUGUGUCCGGCGGCUACACAAAUCUGACCAUCGAAUAUGACGUGUCCGUUGUGCAGAGCGUCGAGUUCUCCAUGGGCCCCCUGCUCAUCGAGAUCGAGCGUCCCAUGAACGACAAGCUGGGCCUUGUGCUCUGCAACUACACAGCAGCCAUGGCAGCGGCAGGAUCCAACUCCGUCUCCGGCUCUGGCUCGAGCACCCCCUCCAGCGGUGGAGAGAAGCUUGAGGACAUGGUGUUGGUGGUCACCCAACCGGGUGUCUACAUAGCGAGCAUACUGCCCGCCAGCAUUGCCGAUCGAUGCGGCGCCUUAUCCGUUGGCGAUCAGGUGCUCUCCAUCGACGACACCAUGAUCGAGCAUUCGGCCUACAGUCCCGAUGAGGUGAUGACCAUAUUGGACACCAGCACAGGACGGGGCUACACGCAAAUGCAGAUCAUGCCCGCUCACGCUCUGGCCCGACGCGGUCACACGGCGCUGGGUAGUCCAAAGUACAGCUUCAGCACUCUGGAGUCGCGCAAGUCCACAUCCGCGUCCGCAACGACGGGCAGGCAGCGUCAGCGUUUUGCCCGCAAGAGCUCUCUGCCGCUGGAGGGACUGCCAAUGGCUGUGGCAGCAGGAGGAGGAGGAGCAGGACAGGGCCAUGCCAGCAGCAGCUUGGGCCUGUGCCGCGCCGAGAGCUUUCCCGUGCUGCUCGAUUGCAGCCAGGGUGCCGGCAUUGUCCUUGCCGGGGGCGGGGGCGGGGAUGCCGGCGGUGCCAUGACCAUUGGCCAAAUACUCGCCGACUCCGUGGCCGAUCGCAGUGGCUGCAUUCAGAUUGGCGAUCGCAUCGUGGCCAUUAACAAAAUGUACAGCCUGGAUGCGAUGGCCAUGCGGCAGCUGCUGGAAGGUGGCUCCCUGCGUCACACCUCAAAUGGGAAUGGGAAUGGCAACGGCUCCAAUGGGAACAUUAGCACCAUGAAUGGUGCACCGGCCAAUUGGCUGGAGCUGGAGAUCGAGUUCGAUAUGCCCGACGCUGUGGUGCCAUCCAGCGGCGUGUUCAAUGUGAAGCUGCUGCGCGCGGGCAAAUGUGGGCUGGGGCUGAGCGUUAGCGGCUCCAGUCACGGCGGCCUCGUCAUCUCUGAUGUCAAAAUGGGCAGUCCCGCCCAUCGCAGUGGCUCCCUGAGGGCGGGCGACAUACUGCUGGCCGUCGAUCAGCAUCCGGUGCAGCACUUUAAUGUUGAUUCGCUGCUCAAGGACUCACAGCCGAUGCAGCAGCAGCAGCAGCAGCAGCAGUCGGGCAGCAGUCCCCCAGUGAGUCCCAGCAGCACCGCCGCUGACUUCACCACGCUGACCAUCAAGCGGGUGGUGCUGCCCGACUUCCUGCCCAUGGCCAGCAGUCCCAUCUACAGCAACUGCCCCUCGGGCAUGCCGGAGCACGAUCUGUACAGCAGUGCCUAUGUGACGGCUGGCAAAUACGCGGACUGCAUCUCCCUGAAGUCGCGCACACCGCAGCCGGAGUACUUUCGCCUGCCCAUGCAGCAGCAGCAGCAGCAGCAGCAGCUGGAGGAUCAAUCCUCGUCGUCGGUGCAGAUGCGGCAUGUGGGCGGUGGCUCGUUCAGCCGCUCCUUUGGUGGUGCGAAUACACAGAGCUUGACCACCGAGCUGCCUGAGGAGGAGGACGAGGACGAGCAGGAUGAGGAGGAGCAGCAGCAGGAGCAGCUGUACACGGGCUACGAGCUGAAUCGCUAUGCCAGUGUGGAUUGCACGGCUCUGCCGCCGCCCAUGGAGAGCAAGGUGUACGGCUCGGCGGCAAGUUCGAGCAGCAAGAGCAGCGGCAGCAGCCUGCACCAGAUCAUCUUCACGGUGCGCCUGGAGCCCAAGGGUGGCCUGCUGGGCAUUACGCUGGCUGGCAGCGAGGAUAUCGCCAAGCCAAUCACCAUCAGUGGCCUCGUGGAGGGUGGCAUUGGCCAUAAGAACGGACAGAUACAUGUGGGCGAUCAGCUGCUGGCCAUCGAUGAGCACUCGGUGCAGGGCAUGCCGCUGUCGCAUGCCACCAGCCUGCUGCAGAACCUGGGCGACUUGGUCGACCUCAAGAUACUGCGCAGCCAUGCAGACCUGGCCAAUGGCAGCCACCACCUGCCAUCGCAGACGCAGGCCAUUUACGCCAAGGUGCAACGACGGCCGCGCAGUCCCAGCAAGGAGUCAACCUGCAACGGAAACCUGAAUGGCAGUGCCAAUGGCAGUGCGAAUGGCAGCACGAAUGGCAGUGCCAAUGGGUGUGGCAGUGGCAGUGGCAAACAGCGCAUUUUCCAUGUGACGCUGUACAAGGACAAGGUGUACGAUGACUAUGGCUUCUCCGUCUCCGAUGGCCUGUACGAGCGGGGAGUGUUCAUCAAUCGCAUACGCAGCGGUGGGCCCGCGGAUAUGUGCGGCCAGCUGAAGCCCUUCGAUCGCAUCAUGCAGGUGAACGAGAUGAAGACGCAGGACUUUGACUGCUGCCUGACGGUGCCGCUAAUAGCCGCCGCCGGUGAUAAAAUCGAAAUGAUAAUGCAGCGCACAGAGUGACCGCCACGCUUCACCGGCCCCCCUGUUAAACUAGUUGUAUGCUAAGCUAAUCCUAAGUGCCAUCCGCCACAUAGCCACAAACUAAACCAAACCAAACGAGAGCUUCAACGAGAAGCUUGUCCCAACGAACCAAACUGCUGCCUUGAGAACGAACCACACAACUUUACCGACAAUAACGAGCAUCAAAAUAUAUCACCGCUAUAUCGCUAUAUCGCUUGCCUUUCCGCAUACAUCAUAUAUAGUAUAUCGUAUAUUUAGAUCUUUAGGUUCCGCCAUAACCAAAUAAUGCCCUCUUAAGGUAGUUCUGCCAUAAUUAUACUUAAAUUCUAUCUCUUAACUUGUUUUCUAGCAUAAAUAAAUAAUCUUACUGAAAGUUUGUUCGAAACUAAA
Messenger RNA from Drosophila subobscura, 4070 nucleotides. RefSeq names its product glutamate receptor-interacting protein 1 (gene Grip). Gene Ontology annotation, molecular function: protein binding. Lineage: Eukaryota; Metazoa; Arthropoda; Insecta; Diptera; Drosophilidae. Bases 369 to 3680 code for a protein of 1103 amino acids. Gene Ontology annotation, biological process: neurotransmitter receptor transport, endosome to postsynaptic membrane. The record is from RefSeq and is a predicted model, not a curated record. The transcript is spliced from 12 exons.